Molecule: messenger RNA, 1950 nt
Organism: Parathielavia appendiculata
Lineage: Eukaryota; Fungi; Ascomycota; Sordariomycetes; Sordariales; Chaetomiaceae
Product: Phox-like protein
Exons: 1
Coding region: 373-1467 (364 amino acids)
Molecular function (GO): phosphatidylinositol binding
Source: RefSeq, a predicted model, not a curated record
UUCAUCUGGUUUUGGCAUUUCAUACCUCGGGAUAUUCGUACACUGCACAUUUGUCCACUCUUUUCUCCUAUACUUUACUGCUACACCAGUCCGCCUGCUAUACCUUCUCUAGCUCCUUUCAACUGACGUCUUAUCCAGAGGCUCGUACCUGUCCGGGAAACAUCGACCAACGCUCCGGCCAUCCCGGUGAUUGCGCGUCGCUGUUUAGCGCUUGAUCCGUCCCUUAAUUGCCAUUCGAGGAGAUAUCUUACACCAUCAAGUUUCGCCGACAAGUCGAGAACAUAACGCCAAUUCCGUUCCCGCCAAACCCCCCUCGUAUAAUUACAAGCCGACGAGAACUACGAACAGAACUGAACCCAACCCACCACCGGCAUGGCGCCCCCGCUGGAGAUCUCCAUCCCCACCACCUCCCUACACACCCCCUUCGCAGACUCGCCCUCCAAAAAACCCUACACCCUCUACAACAUCACGAUCCGCCUGCCGCUGAAAUCCUUCGUCGUGCAAAAGCGCUACUCGGACUUCGCCGCCCUCCACCAAUCCCUCACCUCCCAGGUCGGCUGCCCACCGCCCGCCCCGCUCCCCGCAAAGUCCUGGUUCCGCUCCACCGUCAACUCGCCCGAGCUCACGGAGCAGCGCCGGCAGGGGCUCGAGAGGUAUCUCCGCGCCAUCGCCGAGCCGCCCGACCGCCGCUGGCGCGACACGAGUGUCUGGAGGGCGUUUCUGAACCUACCUUCCGCUAAUGGAGCGUCGGUGUCGGGGUUGAGUGCGGAGGGGAGGGUACCCGCCAUUGGUUUGAGGGAGGCGAAUCUCGCGGCGGCGAGCGACCCGGCGACAUGGCUUGAUCUAGUCAAGGAGAUGAAGAGGGAGUUAGGAGUGGCGAGGGCGGCGCUGGAUAGGCGGGAGAGAGUUGGUGAGAUGGGGGAGCAGCUUGAAGCUGAGGCGCAGGCGAGGAAGGCGCUGAUCAAGGCGGGGAGUUUGAUGGGCCCCUUGGAGGAGGGGCUGAGUAUGAUGAAGGAGGCUGGGAGGCUGGGGGCGGGAGAGUAUAACCGGCGCAGGGACGCGCUGGAGGCAGCCAAGAGGGAUAGGAGUCUAUCGGAACAACUAGCUGCGGAACUGGCGAGGAGCGGAAGGGGCGGGCGGGAGCAGGGUGUUGCGAGCGAGAGUGGAAGGGCCAAGUUGAUACCGCAAACUCCGGUGGGGAGGCGGCUCGGGAAAGUCCUGCAGGAGACGGACGAGACAAGGGAGCGGGAGAAUGUGGGAGUGUUGCAGCUGAAUGAGGACAAGAUCAAGGAGCAGGAUGAACGGGUGAAGCAGCUGGGAGCCGUUGUCCACAGCCUCCACCGGACGGGGGACAUGAUCCACAACGAGCUCGUCUAUCAGGUCGAGAUGCUGGACGAGACGAAUGCACUGGCGGAUCGCGUCCAGCGGAAGGUCGAUGUCGGCAAUAGGCGGACCAAGAAACUGUGACGGGAACCGCCGCCUCCCAAUGAGAUUGACAGGGUUACGGACGCUUCGUCGGUGACUUCUGGCGGCAGUGACAUGUCCGAGGUAGCUGCUAUCGCGACGCCGCAGGAGAAGACGGAGGAGCAACAUGUGGGAGGCGGCUCGACCAACGCCGCGCUGUCGUUGAUGGUGAAAUUCGUUUCGGCCGGCGUUCAAAGUGCUGUGAUGUUGGAAUGGGUUCUGGUCAGGGUAUCUGAGGCACUGGCUUGAGCUGUCGAGCUGGGAAUGCUCAUGGCUCAGCCCGCUCGUUGAGGGUUGCUCUCUGGGAUCAUUGGGGUUACAAGAAGGCACGGCAAUGGAGCGGUAGAUCAUAUCCAGCAUGUGUUUGCAACAGGUUUACUGGCACAGUGGUUAUUCGAUUUCUAUCAUUAUCUUGAAUGUAUACAUCUAGCGUCGCCAGAGAUUCCUGCUCCCUAGGCCCCCUUCGCGGUGUUACUACUCAGUACC